Hevea brasiliensis (rubber tree) is the source of this 593-nucleotide messenger RNA. RefSeq lists its product as uncharacterized. The record is from RefSeq and is a predicted model, not a curated record. The transcript is spliced from 2 exons. Bases 1 to 423 code for a protein of 140 amino acids. NCBI's taxonomy places the organism in Eukaryota, Viridiplantae, Streptophyta, Magnoliopsida, Malpighiales, Euphorbiaceae.
AUGGACAGGCUUAGUAGAGGAUCUGCUAUUCUAAUUCUGUGCUUCUUUUCCAUCGUUGUUUCCUCUGUGGGAGAUGGACAUAAGGAUCAAGAAAAGAGACCGGCUCUUUCAUUUCCAGAGACGUUAGCAAGAACCUAUUGGGACUGGGCUAAGACCAUCGUCCAUCGAGCUCAGGCCUACUUCUUUCCUCCAAAUAUAGAUUUCAGAGGCAGUAAUGGGGCUGGAGAGCAGACAGACAUGGGGGCUGGAGAGAAAGUGAAAGAAGCAGUUGCAGAGAGUUUGGGUAAGACCAGAGCAACAGUGGAAGACUCUGCCAAAUCUGCAGCCAAAGUUGCAAGUGAAACAGUGCACAAGACAAAGGAGAAGGUGAAACGAAGCCUAUCUGAUCAGGGACGACAAGAAACUGAUCAUAGUGAGCUUUGAUUACUGUCAAUGACGAGCAACCGAGGUUGCUUAGUCAUAUAGAUAUAUGUAAGGUUCAUGAUAUUGUCAAGGAAAACUAGAAGAAGACAAUCAACCCCAAUGAAUAUUACAAUUUUGGUUAAAAGAUGCUUUGGUUAUGCGCAAAUCAAUGAAUGUUUUUUGCUGCUGCA